Molecule: messenger RNA, 9795 nt
Organism: Xiphophorus maculatus (southern platyfish)
Lineage: Eukaryota; Metazoa; Chordata; Actinopteri; Cyprinodontiformes; Poeciliidae
Product: adenylate cyclase 9
Exons: 10
Coding region: 1525-5844 (1439 amino acids)
Biological process (GO): cyclic nucleotide biosynthetic process; adenylate cyclase-activating G protein-coupled receptor signaling pathway; intracellular signal transduction
Molecular function (GO): adenylate cyclase activity
Source: RefSeq, a predicted model, not a curated record
CACACACACACACACACACACACCGUCUCUCCGUGGUCGCGGCUGUCAGCGCUCUGAAGAUGGUGGCUGCUGCUGCCUCUCUGAUCCCACCACACACUCGUUUCAGCUGCUCCUUCGUGUCAAACAUGGCCAGAUAACCCCGAGAGAAGAUAUUCUCGUCGCAAUGUGGACUCUACAGAGGGAUUCAAAGAAAGGCUCUGAUAUCGUUUUAGUCUCGGGGUAAAGUGGAAUCAUUUAGAGCUGUGUGAAAACACCAUCUCCUGUCUGAUUCAAUUAAAGUGGUUGGAUCGAGGCGGGGCUCUGCUUUUUAACCUGUGGUGCUGAGGUGUGGAAGGGGAGCGGAGGUGGGGACCUUUUUAAUUAGCUCCACUCAGUCUCUGUGGGCUUUCUGUCUUCUUGCGUUCGCAAAGGGUGACCCAGCUUUUACAGGGAAACUUCAGACAAACGGAAAUAGUCCUGCACUCCGCUCAAGGCUACAGUUUUAUUUUCUCCCUGCGCUCCGUAUAUUUGGACUACAUAUAGAGAUUUUUCUUUCUGUCACGGCGGACUGGUGACAUGCGGUGGGAUUAUACAAACGCAGGGGGAAAAAAAGUGCUCCGUGAAUGUCUUUAAGCAGCGUGUUUGGGCAGGAGUCACCCACAGACACGCUUUUGCAAAAUAAUCCAAACAUUCCUAUUGGUCAUUUCCUCCACACGCGCCUGGACCUCUGCAAGAGCAGCUCGCGCAGAAUCCCCUGUGAGUUUGGACACGGAGAAGCGGCGGAGACACGGGAGUGGGAAGGCAGGAAAACACGGGGCUCCGUAUGUAAGAACAUUUGGGAUUAGGCCCUGCAGCAAGAAGCAUGUGGCAUGCAUUCAGAAGCUUUUGGUGUGUAUUUCUAUGCUCACGUCGCCUCAGGUGUGGGAAAAGUCGACCGUCUUUUUGAUCACAACUAGGAAUAUGAGAACCCGUAACUCUGCGGAGGAGUUACUUUGCUUGAACUUUUGCCCCGUCCUGUAAACAAGAUAUGCUAUUUUACAGGAAGUAUUGCUUUACAUAGACAACUUGAGGAAGAGGGGGCUAAAGACUGAAUGUGGACUGAUUAUUUGAGGUACUCAGUGUGUUGUCUACAGAAAGCUCUUCAAAAAACUCUCAAUUAUGCUUUCAUAGUUUUCUGAGCCACUUCCUAUUCCUAAAAUUUACUUUUGGGAUAGAUUUACAGUUUUAUGUAAUAUUUUUCCAAUGACAGGAGCAAUCUCUGGGCUGCUUGGAGUGGAACAGAGCAGGCAGCGAAUGAACCUUGCAGUCUCAAGUGCAUCUAAACAGACGGGAAUGUAGAGGAAUGCAGCGAUUGACGUCAAGAGGGGCAAUAAUGAACUACUCAAAAACUUUCAAUAGUCUGCUGGUAUUGCUGCAACCAGAGCACUGAACUCAUCUUCUUCUACUGUGUCCACAUGCUUUGCCUUACCUCUCUGCCUAGAUAUUUGUCAUGAUUAACUGUGCCUUCUAAUAGUUGUUUUCAUUUUGAAUAGAGCAAUAGACAACAUGGCAUCUCCCCAGCAUCAGAAACUGCUGCCACACAACACAGAAGUGAGCUGUGACUCGAGCGGAGACGGAGGCGUCUCGGUGCGAAUUGGCAGCAGUGUCAAGCACAGGCACGGAGGAGGGCCGCUGGGCUCCAUCGGGGGAGGCUUCAUCGGGGCCACCAAGCACUGCAAGUACAGCAUCUCUUCUAGCUGCAGCUCUGGGGAGUCUGGGGUGAGGAGGCCAGUGGUGAAGAGUUUCCGCGCUCAUAAAGGGAUGCCCCAGCUAUUCGAGAGGUCAGCAGGUCACUUCUGGGACCCAAAGUUUGACUCGUCUAUCCUGGAGGAGGCCUGUAGAGAGCGAUGUUUCCCUCAGACCCGGCGGCGCUUCCGCUAUGUGCUCUUUUAUCUGGUGGCUGCCAGUUUCCUCUGGGGGUUGUAUUUUGCUGCCCAUCCUUCCUGCUGCGACAUAGUUGUUUUUCUCCUCCCUACAGCUUCCUUCCUCAUCUUCUGCCUUCUCCUCUUCCUAAUGACUUUUACCAGGCUUUAUUCCCGCUGCUACAACCAAGCAUCUCUGCUGCUUAUCCUUGUAACCUUCAUAUUGACCCUGGCCCCUCAGAUUCAGACAUUAGGAUUCAGGAACCCAGAUGACAUGUCACCUGAUUUAGAUCAGGAAGAAUUCAGUGGCAUGGGACCCAUAUACAACACAUCCAACGACAAUCUUGUUAGGGGUUCUAAUAAGUUCCCCUGCCUUUCUCCUGUGGGCACUUUCUCUCUCUGUAUUGAGGUUCUGCUAUUGCUGUACAGUGUUCUACAUGUUCGACUUUAUGCAUCUCUCAUGCUUGGGUUGUUGUACUCUGUCUUAUUUGAGACCCUGGGCUGUCUACUCCCAACUCAGGCAGGAGGGAACUGGAGCUGGGCUUUUUCAUCAGAGCUGGAGAUGUUCAGUUGGUUGGGUCCAGCCAAAGCCCUGCUUCAUCUCUGCGCUCAUGCAAUUGGCAUCCAUUUGUUCGUUAUGUCUGAAGUGCGCUCGCGCAGCACCUUUCUUAAAGUUGGACAGGCUAUUAUGCAUGGAAAAGAUCUGGAGGUGGAAAAAGCCCUGAAAGAGAGGAUGAUCCACUCAGUGAUGCCAAGAAUUGUGGCAGAUCAGCUGAUGAAGCAAGGUGACGAAGAGAUUGGCGAUAAUUGUGGCAAACGUUACUCCACCAGUGGUGCAGCUGCAGCCAUUUCCAGCCCAAAGAACAACAAACGCAAGAAAACCUCAAUUCCCCGAGGCCAGAUAAUCUUCAGACCCUUCAACAUGAAACGAAUGGACCCCGUCAGCAUCCUCUUUGCAGAUAUUGUUGGCUUUACCAAAAUGUCUGCCAACAAAUCUGCUCAUGCCCUUGUUGGACUUCUAAAUGACUUGUUUGGACGUUUUGACAGACUUUGUGAGCUCACUGGCUGUGAGAAGAUCAGCACUCUGGGAGACUGUUACUAUUGCGUAGCUGGCUGUCCAGAACCUAGACCAGACCAUGCCUAUUGCUGUGUAGAAAUGGGCCUGGGGAUGAUUCAGGCCAUCGAGCAGUUCUGUCAGGAGAAGAGGGAGAUGGUGAACAUGAGGGUGGGCGUCCACACUGGUACCGUACUGUGCGGUAUCCUGGGGAUGAAACGCUUCAAGUUUGAUGUUUGGUCAAACGAUGUCAAUCUGGCCAAUCUGAUGGAGCAGUUGGGUGUUGCUGGAAAAGUCCACCUUUCACAAGCCACUUUUGACUUUCUGGAUGACCGAUACCAGCAUGAAGAUGGACAGGUCAAUGAGAGGAUCGGACAGAGUGUGGUGGCUGAUCAACUCAAAGGCAUGAGGACCUACCUCAUCUCCGGCAGAAAGGUGGAGGCCCUCUGUAACUGCACCCAGACUGGGCUGUCUGGACCAGGGGAUGCUGAUUCUCAGUGCCAAAUGCCCAGGUUGCACACGCCUGAUGGGGCCUGCACCCUCCCCUUAGACAAAAACAAGUCCCCCUGCCUGUCCUGCAGUGUGACCCUUAUAACAGGAGAGGAUCAGGUUCUUGAAGAAGGAAUUGUACAUAAUGGCUGCCACGAUGACAAAAGCAAUAACAGCAAGGACUCUUCAAAUCUGAAGUGUUCCCCUGCGGUAUCAGUUGGCCGCAGCCCCAAGACGGUGAAUGGCCUGCUCAGUCCUCAGCUUGAGGCCUUGAAUAACAGCCAAACCUCGCUGUGUGAGAUGCUGCAGGAAAAAGAGAAGAAGAGUUGGAGCGGAGGAGCCAUGGGCAUGGACCACUCGGCGCUCAUCCCGCUCCGAUCAAAGAACUUCCGGGAAAGGAGUGAUGCUCACUUUGUGGAUGUUAUCAAGGAGGAUAGUCUUAUGAAGGACUAUUUCUACAAGCCUCCCCUACACAAGCUGAGCCUCACCUUCUUGGAGAGGAGCCUGGAAUCUGCCUACCGGAUAAGCUACCAGGAGGAGGUGGAGAAUCAAGCAGCGGUUCAGAUGUUCGCCAGUCCAACGUUCAGCUCUUUCCUGGACAUGCUGCUGUGCUGUUUAGUUGUUCUGGCGCUCUCUCUUGCUUGUUUCCUCCGACCUCUUGUCACCCAGCAGAGUCCAUCCACUCCGGCGCUAGUUCUGACAGCUGUAGUCGCCCUGCUGGAGGCUCUGGCUCUGCUGUUUGCCAUUCGGAUGGCUUUUUAUCUGGACAGUGUGCUGAGCUGCACUCGGGUGCUGAUGAGGGCCGUCUCUGGCUGGAUAGUUCGCCACUUCAUUGGAGCUGUCCUGGUGUCUCUGCCUGCUCUGACAGUCUACUCCCAUUUCACCUGUGACAUGUAUAAUUCGAUCCAGUUUACCAUGUUCAUCUGCUGUGCCAUCAUCAUAGCUAUUGUUCAGUACUGUAACUUCUGCCAUCUCAGCUACUGGAUGCGCUCUACAAUAGCCACCCUGGUGGGGCUGACAAUGCUCACCUUGCUCUGCUGCUCCCCCUGCAGUGUUAUUGAGAGUUUUUUCCGGUCUCAUGCCCAAAGCAACAUUACAAACGGAUCUGUAAUCUUGUCCGACAACUCAACAAGUUCUGAUCAACAACCCAACUUUGACCCACACAAACGUCUUAUUCCUGAAGCCUGUGUGGCCUUCUUCCUGCUCCUUCUCCUCGUCUGGUUCCUUAACCGUGAAUUCGAGGUCAGCUACCGUUUGCAUUACCAUGGCAACGUAGAAGCUGAUCAGCACCGCAUCAAGAUUCAGAACAUGAGGGACCAGGCCGACUGGCUGCUCCGCAACAUAAUUCCAAUCCAUGUAGCGGAACAACUUAAGGUUACCCAGAGUUAUUCCAAGAACCACGACAAUGUGGGAGUCAUAUUUGCCAGCAUUGUCAACUUCAGUGAGUUUUAUGAAGAAAGUUACGAGGGAGGCAAAGAGUGCUAUCGCGUCCUCAAUGAGUUAAUUGGUGACUUUGAUGAGCUCUUACGCAAGCCUGCCUUUGCAAAUAUUGAAAAGAUCAAAACCAUUGGUGCAACAUACAUGGCUGCAGCAGGACUCAACACUCAGCAGUGCGCGGAUGCAGCUCAUCCUCAAGAGCAUCUUCGAGCUCUUUUUGAAUUUGCCCUGGAAAUGAUGCGAGUGGUUGACGACUUCAACAAGAACAUGCUUGGUUUCGGCUUCAAGCUUCGCAUUGGCUUUAAUCACGGGCCCCUGACAGCGGGCGUAAUUGGAACCACCAAGCUUCUUUAUGACAUCUGGGGCGACACCGUGAACAUCGCCAGCCGCAUGGACACAACGGGUGUAGAGUGCCGUGUUCAGGUCAGCGAGGAAAGCUACUGCGUGCUCAGUGGCAUGGAUUACGAGUUUGAUUAUCGGGGAACGGUUAAUGUCAAAGGGAAAGGUCAAAUGAAGACAUUUCUUUAUCCUAAAAGCAGCGACAGUGGCCCCGUGCCUCAGUACCAGCUCUCGGUCUCACCGGAGAUCCGAGCUCAGGUGGAUGGUAGCAUCGGGCGGUCUCCCACUGACGAGAUUGCAAGCAUGGUGCCAACCACCAGCAAGAAUGGAAGCAGUACCAAAAUGAUGGUCCCCAGUGCCAGCAUUGGUUCCUCAAACACAACAGGGCUUAGUCAAAUGAAAGACUCAGACAUCAAUGGAAGAUGUUCCUCCAUGGUCGCUUCUUGUGCCAGACGAUCCAUGUCACACAGUGGCUUAACAUCAGUACCUGUAACCAGUCUUGAGGGACACUCGCCAAAUAACAAACAGCUCAUCGUCUCAUCCUCAAUCCAACAACAUGCACCACAACACUCCCCAAGAAAAGACACAAAAGACAAGCUAGAGGAUAACUCUGACUACAAUGGUGGCGAUUUAACCAGGCUUUAAGCAUUUGCUACAGAAGCACUCUUACUACCAACCUUCAUCCCUUUAAGCUCUCAUUACUGCUAGCUGGCAUGUGUAGAAGCUAUAUUUUCGUCCAACUUCAGGUAGAGGAGGUGGAUUUGGACAGACACAGAAAUCUGAGUUGUAUAAACAGACCAGAUUUUCCAUCAGCCAAGAACAAGGUUGUUUGUAGUGUAAAUGUGUUUGGCUGAUAUAAUCAAGGGUGCUUGGUGGACCACACAUAGGGUGUUGGGAAGAUAUUCAGAGAAAAUGGAAAUUUGCCUCCUAGCAACCCCAUUGUCUGUCAUUAACUUACUUGAUUAUCUUUGCACCUUUAAUCUUGAUUGUUUCUGUCAAAUGUCUUUUAAGUGCCUUUAGAAUAGAAUAAGACGUAAACAAGGCCUUUUUAACUAAAAAUUAAAAGGGAAAACUUUACACAUGAAAACUUUUUGGGAAUAAAGCUUCGCUUUUGCUAUUGGUUUACUUUUUUAAACAAUAUUUUCCAAUGACUUAUUUUGCCUUUUUAUCCAAGAGGAAAUCAGAAAUACGAGAAACCAAAAUAAAGGGAUAAUUUGAAUUAUGUGAAGUUGUCAGAAGAAGGGAGGAAAGCUACCAAGUAGACCCGACGAUGUACAACUCAAGCUGGAAAUGUUUCCAAAUGUGGGAUGCGACACUUUAUUAUUAGAUAUUACCAUUCAACAUUUUAAGAGCACAAAUUAAGCAUCUUCACUGCUGUCUGAUAAAAUCCAAAGCAGUCAUUGCUGACGCGUCACUAAUGUAACAAAAUAUUAGUGUAGUAACAGAUUAUUUCCAAUUUAGAAAACACCAUCAAAUUUGACAGCAAUCUCUUAUAAAACUUUAUAUGGUUAAUACCUCCUGUAACAGCCUUGUAUCCCAGGUAUUUAAAAAUUUUCUGUUGUUGUGGUUGAAAAUGUGUUAAAUUAUCAAAAGCAGGUGUCCAUUCCACAAGUUAUGUAACACACCAGAAGUUUAGUUACAUCUUGCAGGGCUUGGUGAAAAGGCAGACUGAUACAGCCUGCAUUAAUUAACAUAAUAACUUUAGCACAGUAAUAUAAAUGUUGUUGAGCUUACUAGUAUAAAUAGCCUGUUGCGAAAGUUUCAAUAGUUAAUUUUUCCAUUUGACUAGCUCUUAUGAGACAUGGGUAACAUAUAAUCUUCAACGCUAUUCAAUCCAAAUGUUUAUUCUGGUCUUGGUGGACUUGGAGCAAACUGACUAGUCAAAGCUGAUGAGGCAAAUUAAUUCAGAUGACAAAGCAAAUGACAGCAAAUAUAACUAAUGUAACUUCAGCAUAGUACACACGGACCUGUGUCAGCAUAGAAAAUGGCAACAAAUAUGAUCCUAUCUUGUUGUCAUAAGCAGAUAUUAACUGAAAGUGCAGGCAGUUAAUGUCUACUAAUCUAGCAUUGUAUCCCACAAAUGGAAACAUUUUCAUCUUGAGUUGUUUUAAGCUGCUGAAGUCAGCGAAAACGCUUGCCCCCAUAUUAGCUUUAACUGUUUCACCGCUAUGAGGACUUAUUCACUUUUUUAUAAACUCCUGACAGGAAAUGACAUCAGUGAGUAAGCUUUUAUGAAUGACCUUUCAUAAAAAAAUCCUAAGUAUCCCUUUAAGUGAAAGCUAUAAAGAAAUUGUUGCUAUUUCAACAUGGGAAAAUCUGCACAAUAAUUGCUGCCGUGCCUCAGUUUGUGUAAAACUAGAAAACUCAUGGCAUGGCCAGGACUAAUUGGUAAAGGACACAGUGGACGAGUCUGAACUGUGUGAGGAUGUCUGCACGCAUUUAACAUUGCGUAACCUUUGUUGGAUAAUAUAUUCAUUCAUAUAUGGUUAAGCUUAUGGUUAAGUUUGUGUAAAACUAGAAAACUCAUGGCAUGGCCAGGACUAAUUGGUAAAGGACACAGUGGACCAGUCUGAACUGUGUGAGGAUAUCUGCACGCAUUUAACAUUGCGUAACCUUUAUUGGAUAAUAUAUUCAUAUAUGGUUAAGCUCCCAUAGAGUUUCUGAGAUGACUGGAAUACAAACUCGUUUGCUGUUGUGGCACCUUUUUUUUCUGACUACAGUUACAUUUCCAAAACACUAGGAAAUGGUUUCGUCAGAUAUACUUUAUUGGCAUGCUUGCAGCAUUAUAGGCUUCUAGUAGUUGUUCCCCCAGCCCACAAUUUAGUUUAGCAGGAGCUCAAGAUGUGUUUGGUGUUUUAGAAGAAGCUAACAAAUCUAUAGAUGGUUUUAAGCCAUGAUUUCAGAAAGACUAAAGACAAAAGAAUAACUGCCUAAAGUUGAAUUGCAUUACACUGUGUUAAAGUAGUUCUUAGUUCUCUCAAAACGAGGAUAAUUGAUGUGGAAUGUCACAAAUGUGUUUGUGUUGUUACAUGAAACUUAAGCUGUUCAUUUAAGACGUCUAAUUCUCCAGGAUCUGAAAGACAUUACUGGAUGCGAACAGCUUGACACUUGCUGCUUAAAACCUUUAGUGGCAUGAAACUUAAUGUGUUAGCACUGUAAAUGCAAAAAGCGUGUCUCAGAUGUGAUUCAUAUACUUAGGUGUUUUUAAAGCUUUUUUUCAUGCUAUAAUGUUAAAUAACCACGCAGUGCAUUUUCUGUCAUUGUUCUUGCUAAAAAUGGAUUGUGUGCUCAAGAGCAAAAAGAUACAAUUUCACUCACUUGUCUUAAUUUGGAUUUGUUCAAAAAAUAAUGGAUAGCAAAUCCUCAAAUAUUAAACCUGCCACUUCAUAUUUUCAACUUGCAAUUUAGCUUUAUAAAUGGGAACCAGUUUGCCUUUCCUCAUCUUCUGUAAAUAAUUUGUAUGAAUAUAUAAUAUUUUCAUAGUUUAAGUUAUGUCUCUGAUGCUUGGGUUGCGCUUUAACUUUUUUUUUUUUCAGAUUUUCACUUUGAGAUGAUUUAAUUAAUUACGACAUAUUUAAAAACAAAGCAUAAAAUGUGAAUCUAUAGCUUAAAUCAUAUUUUAUUUGGAUAAUUUUCAAAAAUGCCUAGUCCCUUUUCUUGAUGCAUGUGUACAUUUUUCUUUUUCACUUUAGUUUGCUAUUGCAUGCCAUAUGGAUAUGGUGUAGUAUAUAUGUAAAAAUAAAAAAAAUGAAAAGCAAAUUUGUGUUUCUUUGCUCAUGAGCACACAACCCUGAUAGCUUAAUAUGUUUGACACUACAAAAAGGGGAAAAAUAAUACUGUACAGGUAGGUACUGGUAAAAGUAAAGGUGUUUUGGAAAAAGCAUGAAUUUGACAAGCCUUUGUUUUUGGGGGUCAUUUUGUUAUACUUUUUGAACUCUGGACUAUUUUGGGGUGCAGCAAUGAACUGUGUUUUCCCAGAUUUUGAUUUUGAACCCCUUUUGUUUUCCUGCCUGUACAUGAGCAUACAGUGUAGUAAUUUACCUGGAUUCAUUGAGAUGUUGGUGACAUUCUGAACCAGCAGAAUAGUGCACUAGAAAAAUGUUGAUGCCAAAGAGUGUCAUUGCCAUCUCAUGCAGUUUUGUUGUGUGCUGUCUCCAUUUUCUGGUUGUUUUUUUUCCCCCACAAACACACACACACUGUAAAAAUUAAAUUGCACAAGUCUUUCAUUUUUGAUCUACAUUAUGCCUUUCUACUGUAAAACAUUUUCUAUUAUUUGUAUAAGAGCAUGUAAUUGGGUAUUAAAUAGUUUAGAACUGGACAACUUAAACAAUGUUGGAAUAAUGCUUGUGUGUUUUGUUGGCUUGCAUGUGUAAAUCUGUAUGGGUGUUUAUAAAAGUGUGAGGUUCUUUAAUAUCUUGAAGGGGGAGGGUCUUACCAAUUGACCCAGUUUUUCUCAUAGUAUAUAGUAACAGAGGGAGUGGAGUAGCUUGCUAUUACUCCCACACAAUAAAUUGUUUUGCUUAUGUUUUGUAUAAGGCACGCUAAUAGGUGAAGUGAAAUUUAACUACAAAUAAAAGUCACUUGCUGAACAUUAAA